CUGAAGGGGAAAAUUUUGUGGAGGGUGGAUUGGAAAAUAAUCCCAUGAGACCCUUCCCUAUUUCAUUCGCUCCUCGCGUCGCAGCCGCUGUCCAAACGCAAGGCACCCAAUUCCAUUCCCCACCGGGCUCCCGCGGUCUCCUUCGCUCUCCUCGCCUCCCGGCAUAAUGGCAUUUGCUUUGCCCCGAGCCGAGCCGCGCGAUACGAAGCUGACGACCGGGAUGGAGUCGGACGCGUCCACCUCCCCGCGGCGGCGGAGCACCAGCUGCUACAGCGACAGCGGCGACUCCUCCUGCUCCGAGCCCUUCAGCGAGUGCGGCAGCGACGACCUCUCCUUCACGCCCGCCGCCGCCGCUGCCGCCGCGGGUAUCCACCGCCUUCUGCUGUCCUGCGCGGCCGAGGCGUCGGAGGACGCCAUCUCGUCGCUCGUCGGGGAGCUGGAGUCGCCGUCGCCGUCGCUGGACUCGCUCCGGCGCGCGGCGAUGGAGCUCCGGCUUCUGGCCAAGCACAACCCGGACAACCGGGUCCGCAUCGCUGCGGCGGGGGGCGUGCGGCCGCUCGUCGCGCUGCUGUCGCACGCGGACCAGCUGCUGCAGGAGCACGGGGUCACGGCGCUGCUCAACCUCUCGCUCUGCGACGAGAACAAGGCGAUCAUCAUCGAGGCCGGCGCGAUAAGGCCGCUGGUGCACGCCCUCAAGUCCGCCGCGUCGCCCGCCGCGCGGGAGAACGCCGCGUGCGCACUGCUCCGCCUGUCCCAGCUCGACGGCGCCGCCGCGGCAGCCAUCGGCCGCGCGGGCGCCAUCCCGCUGCUGGUCUCCCUACUCGAGACCGGCGGCGCGCGCGGGAAGAAGGACGCCGCCACGGCGCUCUACGCGCUCUGCAGCGGUGCGCGCGAGAACCGGCUCCGCGCUGUGGAGGCUGGCGCCGUGCGCCCCCUGCUCGACCUCAUGGCCGACCCGGAGUCUGGCAUGGUGGACAAGGCCGCCUACGUCCUCCACUCCCUGGUGAGUUCCACUGAGGGCCGCUCCGCCGCCGUCGAGGAGGGCGGCAUCCCCGUCCUCGUCGAGAUGGUUGAGGUCGGCACCUCGCGGCAGAAGGAGAUCGCUACCCUCUCCCUCCUGCAGAUCUGCGAGGACAAAGCCGUCUACCGCACCAUGGUCGCCCGUGAGGGCGCCAUCCCUCCCCUCGUCGCCCUCUCUCAGUCCACCUCCGCCCGCCCCAAGCUCAAAACCAAGGCGGAGGCGCUGAUCGAGAUGCUGCGGCAGCCGCGUAGCCCGAGCCUCCGCGCGAGGUCAGCGGCGGUCGUUGCGGCGGAGUGACCCUAUUCCAAUCCCACCCCACCUUAGUCGUGCGUGGCAACUUUCUUCACUUCUUCGGCGAGACGAGCCGGCGCCGGUCGGCCGGUCGGCCGGCCGGCCGGCGCGUGCGUGUAAAUAGCAAGCAGCGCGUUUGCGUCCGCGAGCGAGUGUACAGUUUCCUCAAGCGAGAUGUCGUCCGAAGAACCGAAGAGCAGUCUGGUCUCCCUGUAAUUUCCUCCUUCUCAUCCUUCUCUCUGUUUCAUUCCCUUUCCUCCUCCAGUUUGGUUGCUUCCUCGCCGGCCGUGGCGAGGCAAAGGUGUGUGCGUGUGCUGGGUCAGGAAUCAAUUUGGUUUCUGAUGUUCAGUGGACACGAGAAAAAGCCUCCGGUCUCUGAAGGCACCGGUUGGUUGGAAUUUGAAACAUGCAAUCGGGAUUGGAUGAUGCGGUUGAAUUCUGUUUUUAACGUCUUCGUAACAUUUUCACGCGUGUUCUCCUGCGACGGUGAGUGGCGGUUGCCGUCACCCACCACCGUCGCCCGGCCCGCCGGCCCCCGCUCCGUGGCAGGAACGGCGUGCGCUCGCUCGUUGAGUCGUUGGCCGUGACUUGGUAAAUCGGCAACCUUUACCGGCUCAACUAAUCGCGAUAGCUCAGGUUUUUCUAGUGCCAUCUCUGUCACGUUGAGCCACGGACAGGGAAAACCAGCCUUUUCUGCCGCUUCUUUGUGGUCUAGAAGAGUCAUCCGUGCUGUCGUAUCGGUAAAGCUGGGUAUCUUGCCUGGCCUGGUGGCAGGUUCAUCGUUCGUUCGCCUCCCCUGCAAUGCUGAAAACGACGUUGAUCUCUCUCUCUCGCAGAUGACCAUCUGACAGAUGAAUCUAGCCAGGCUCUGCUGGCACGUAGUUCCCGGAUCCGGAUAUCUCGUUUUCCGAGGCGUGGAGCGCAUGCACGCCGCCUGUUUCUUUCCUCGCUUCUUUCAUCGACUCUUUUUGUCGUUGCUGGAUUGGGUUUUGGUCUCUUGUGGAUUCUGGUGUGGGAAUGGAGAUGAUCAAGAGCACAUCAGUCACUUUGUCGUUUUGGGACUUGGCGCUGCCAAUCCGCUGAACGUGUACGCUGGGUGGACUCUACUCGUUUCGGAAUGACGUCGAUGCAUGGCAAGUAGUAGCGACCUGUGACUGAGAUAUUUUGUUUUGCUCCACGUGUGGUUUCAUCGCCUAUCACACGAGUUCAUUUGUGCAGACGCAACACUUGCCAGAAAACUCUUCCUGGAAUGCUUAGUCAUUAUGGUUUCAGAAAAAAGUGCUCAGUCAUUUGGGGGAGGUGGGUACUACAAAAAUAGUAGAAUUCCAAUGCAAGCUGCCACUGACAAUCUGAUGUGAUUAUGGAGUACUAAUUGAACUAAGUGUGAUGUAUUAUCACCACUGGUACAUUGAACUUAAGUACCUAAUCUUCAGGACUCUUUCCAUAUUAGUUAAUUCUACCCGUGUGUCGUUGACAGUCCCCACUAGUUGUGCUCUAUUGGAAAAUCCUGCGAAAUCCUUGCGUUGCAGCCAUGGUCCUGACACUGAGAACGCAGCUCGGUGAUUUCCUAAUGUACAGACACCACACUUCAGAUAGCAGCAGCUUUGCAUAAUUGCACUUCAUUUCAUUAUCCCUCGAGUUCUUUUACUGAAACAACCGAAGCCACUUCGUUCCAACAGAAAAAAAAAUAAA
Messenger RNA from Phragmites australis (common reed), 3004 nucleotides. RefSeq names its product U-box domain-containing protein 4-like. The transcript has 2 exons. Gene Ontology annotation, cellular component: nucleus; cytoplasm. Gene Ontology annotation, molecular function: protein binding. NCBI's taxonomy places the organism in Eukaryota, Viridiplantae, Streptophyta, Magnoliopsida, Poales, Poaceae. The record is from RefSeq and is a predicted model, not a curated record. The coding region runs from base 167 to 1318 and encodes 383 amino acids.